Messenger RNA from Acanthosepion pharaonis, 993 nucleotides. NCBI's taxonomy places the organism in Eukaryota, Metazoa, Mollusca, Cephalopoda, Sepiida, Sepiidae. The record is from the annotation of a GenBank genome assembly.
AUGAGAAUCGACCUCACUACAGACGUUAUGCCAUACGAAAAUCGCUCGUUGUUAAUUAUAAAGAAGGGGUACUUUAUAAACUUUCUUUCUUUCGCUCCAUCACUCUCUCCCUAUCCCCAUCUCUCCAUCUUUCUCCAUCACUCUCUCUCCAUCACCCUCCAUCACUCUCUCUCUACAUCACUCUCUCUAUCUACAUCACUCGCUCUCUCCAUCACUCUCCCUGUCUCUCCAUCAAUCUUUUUUCUAUCCAUUAAUCGCUCUCUCUCCAUCACUCACUCUCUCCAUCACUCUCCGUCUCUCUCUCUCUCCAUCAUUCUCCCUGUCUGUCCAUCAAUCUCUUUCUCUCCAUUACUCUCUCUAUAUAUCUCUCUCCCUCCUUCUCUAUCACUCUCUCUACAUCACUCUCUCUCCCCAUCACUCUGUCUCUCUCUUUCUCUCCAUCAUUCUCCCUCUCUCUCUCCAUCACUCUCUCUGUCUCUCUAUCAAUCUUUUUCUCUCCAUUACUCGCUCUCUCUCUCUCUCCAUCACUCUCUGUCUCUCCAUCACUCUCUGUCUCUCUCCAUCACUCUCCGUCUCUCUCUCUCCAUCAUUCUCCCUGUCUCUCCAUCAAUCUCUUUCUCUCUAUUACUAUCUCUCUAUCUCUCUCCCUCUUUCUCCAUCACUCUCUCUCCAUCACCCUCCAUCGUUCUCACUCUACAUCACUCUCUCUCUCCAUCACUCUCUCUCUCAUCAAUCUUUUUCUCUCCAUUACUCGCUCUCUCUCACCAUCACUCUCUCUCUCCAUCACUUUCUGUCUCUCUCUUUCUCUCCAUUACUCUCCCUCUCUCCUUCACUCUCCCUCCCUCUCCAUCACUUUCCCUGUCUCUCCACUACUCGCUCUCUCUCUUUGCAUCACUCUCUCUCUCCAUCACUCUCUCCCUCUCUCUCUCUCCAUCACUCUCCCUGUCUGUCAUCAAUCUUUUUCUCUCCAUUACUCGCUCUCUCUCACCAUAA